Molecule: messenger RNA, 2017 nt
Organism: Amphimedon queenslandica
Lineage: Eukaryota; Metazoa; Porifera; Demospongiae; Haplosclerida; Niphatidae
Product: early growth response protein 1-like
Exons: 1
Coding region: 232-1482 (416 amino acids)
Biological process (GO): regulation of transcription by RNA polymerase II
Molecular function (GO): DNA-binding transcription factor activity, RNA polymerase II-specific; RNA polymerase II cis-regulatory region sequence-specific DNA binding
Source: RefSeq, a predicted model, not a curated record
GGAUAAUAAUUAUUAAUUAAUAAUAAUUUGUACUUUUUGCCGCGCUUUCAUUUGAUUGGUCAGCUACGGAUUUCUCGAGGCCAUAAAAGAGGAUCCAUUACAAUCCCAAACUGCUCUUUGUGGACCAUUAUUCCAGCAACUGAUCAACUCAGUCACUCUUCCUCCAAGACUCAUAAUUCUCCUACACCUUCCUCCGUACAGCUAGCUUUCAGUCCUCCUCCUCGUCAAGUAAUGGCCUGCAGACUGGAGCCCUCACCUAUGUCUUUCCAAAACGUUCACUGCUCCAUGCUUAUCGAUUCAUCAGGAAGCCUUCCAACCCUGACGGUGCAACCGGCUGUACAGUACACCAAUGGGACAGUUACUGUUAAACCUUACAAGAGACCGCAGCAACCUCCACAUCUUGUGUCUGUCCCUACUCCUCCAGGUACUGUGGUAGUCAGCACCACUACACAAGGAGUUGUCCAGCCACAGCAUCCAGCUGUCACGUCUUCUUGCUCGUAUUCCUCUUGUCCUCCUCCAAUUCGUCCAGUACAACUCCCCUCCUCAUCAUACACAGGCUCCUUUGAUCCCUUCCCUCCCUUCCCUUACAGGGCUACCAUGGCUCCUCCUUAUACCCCCAAUACUCCUCUUACUCCGGCCGGAGACGACUUACAAUUCGACGGUCUCUUCGAUCUGCCUCCUCUCAUGGACCUCAAUGAUGAGAAACCUCUCUUUGACGAUAGCACCUUUGUUGAUUGUCUCCGUGGUAUGGACCUCGAUAACAUUCCGUCGGUUGAUGUCAUCUCUCCUACCAUGCCACACAUCCCCUCCAUGUUUCACAGUCAAACAGAUUCAGAGUCAGAAUCUCAAGAGACCGAUGCUCCCCCGAUCAUAGUCAAGAACCCAGAGACAACCAUAUCACCGCUAGCCCUUCAACCAGUUCCAACUCGUAGACGAGGUGGUGGGGGAAAGACCCGUCCCGAUGUCCCUAAAGGACGUAAGCGCUCCCGUGACGACAUCAAAGAGCAAAAGAUAAAGUCUGACGGUGAUAGUGAAGAUGUUGCUAGCUCUCCUUCUCUCUCAGAGCCUGUCUUAUCUCCUAACGGCAGCUCGAGGAUUUUCGUCUGCACAUACCCAGGUUGUGAUAAAUCCUAUUCAAAGAGUUCUCACCUAAAGGCUCACCUCCGUCGUCACACCGGCGAGAGACCGUUUGCUUGCAACUGGCCCGGUUGCGAGUGGAGGUUCUCUCGUUCGGACGAGUUGGCUCGCCAUGAGCGGAAGCACACCGGAGUCAAACCUUUCGGGUGCACAAUCUGCGGGAAGAAGUUCACUCGCUCUGACCAUCUCUCGAAACAUGUCAAGAUACACUUUCGUCCUCGUAAACCAAGAGGAGGCAACAAUAGACGCCGUGCGUCUCAGAUCAGCUCUGUGUCCAGCAUUGAAGACUGCACCUCUCCCGUCUCUGUCUCUCCGACUCAGGCUGAUGUCUUCUUUGAUAAUUAAGAACCUCUCUUCUUCUCUCUCUCUCCUUAAAAGAGACAUUAGCUUUCUCUCAUUUUGGAGUCUGUCUUUUAAAAUUAUGGACUCAUGCAAGUUUUUGACAGGUCUAUUAUUAUCAUUAUGUUAAUUUGUAAUCUAGCACGCAUACACCUUAUAAACAGGGAGCUCUUUGGUGAUUCAAAAAUUAUUAUUAUUAUUAUUAUUAUCGUUAUACUACCGACACAUCAAGAUUAUUAUAUUGUUAUUAUUAUCAAGAAUUCUAUGCAUUAUAUAUAUUAUUAUAUAUGAAUUAUUAAAUUAUAUUAUUAUUAUUAUUAUACAACAAAUUCACUGCUCUAAAGAACAAAGAACACGUUAUUACCAAUAUUAUCUUGAUUUCUCAUACAAAUUAUUAUUAAUAAAAUACUUUCUAUUGAUCACUGAAUUAAUUUGAAAUAACUUUCCUUUCUCUCUCUCUCUCUCUCUCUACAUGUAUUGCGAUGAUGUAUAUAUCAUUUUUCAUGUAAAGAAAUUUAUUAUAACACUUUUCAAAACAACA